This is a messenger RNA of Megalobrama amblycephala (Wuchang bream), 2030 nucleotides long. RefSeq names its product endonuclease domain-containing 1 protein-like. Gene Ontology annotation, molecular function: metal ion binding; nucleic acid binding; hydrolase activity. The record is from RefSeq and is a predicted model, not a curated record. Bases 872 to 1780 code for a protein of 302 amino acids. NCBI's taxonomy places the organism in Eukaryota, Metazoa, Chordata, Actinopteri, Cypriniformes, Xenocyprididae. The transcript has 4 exons.
UAAGAUUGUAAAGUUAUUAUUAUUAUUACUUUUGUGGAAUGGGAAGGUUCCAUGGAAUGUUGUUCAUGUGUCAUCAUCCAGCUCAGUUCAGUUCUUCUCAUCCAGUAGUGUCAGAAAUCAGAAGAAUACAAAGAGGCAGAAUAGAGAGAAAUCACUUAUGUUUGAAUUCAUUCCUUUAAGAAAAUGAUCUGUAGUUGUGAAGUGUUGUUAGUGUAAAGGGAAAUUUGGCAUAAUUUCAAUGAAUAGGCCUACAAAAACACAACACUCAAUGUUGGAGAUGUAGGAACGCUGUCCAGGGCAUCUUCUUCUAAGGUUUUUUCUCCAGAAUGGUGUUCAUGCACACUAACUGGACUAACUGGAAAACUUUUAGCCUGGUGUGUUAUUGAAACCUAAAGCUUGGAAAACCCCUUUGCAGAAUUUUGUCUUUCCUCAUUCAAGCAGACAGGAUGUAUAAUUGCAUGACUAGAAAAUAAACUAUCAAGAUGAUCACCAAAACAAGUGACUUUGAUGCCAUCAGCCACUCUGCCACCAGGCAAAAAGACCACGACAGGUGGAUUUGAGGGCCACUAUUUUCAAAUAUUGUUUACUUUUAUCACUUUUCUCUUAAAUGAGCAUGCACAUGUUAAGUGAAGGAACUUUGUUUAAAUAUGUAUUGUAGCCAAAGGGAAAUAUGUGGUGGAUCAAGUUUGUGAGCCCCGACUCAGAACAUUUCCUUAAAAGUGUUCAUGACAAAGCAGGAGGUUAGAAAUAUUCUCUGAAUUCACUGCAACACCAGCGUGUCCUUGCCUUGGUGUCGGUUAAAAGCUUGAUCUUUGACUUAUACUGCUUAAUUUGAGAGAUCUUGGUAAUUCAUCAUCUCAUCCUCUUCAUCAUGACGCUGCUUCUUCAUGUGGUGAUGCUGUUUCUUCUCUCCGGUGGUUCAGCUGAAGUUGUGCAGAAUUUUGAACUCAAGUGUGGUCAAUUUUUUGCAGGUGGAAAAUCACCAACAACAUUUACUGGAUCUCAGCAGAUCUGCCAAACUCUACAUGGUGAUGAUUAUUAUGCCACAUAUUGUGAUGCAGGUGGAAAAUCACCAACAAGAUUUUCUGGAUCACAGUACAAGCAGAUCUGCCAAAAUCUAAAUAAUCGUUACUAUUAUGCCACAUAUUAUGAUACUAAGAACAGGAUCCCAGUGUACUCAGCCUACAAGUUUGAAGGGAGACUAUCCUGUGAAAGACCAAACAACUGGUACAUUGAACCUCAACUUGAUACUGAUAAUGCAUCACCAAACAUGUGUUUUGAGAACCAGAAUAUACAAGGACUUGGAGAACAUCAAGCUCUCAAUCGAAAUUAUGAUAACUCUCGCUACCACAGAGGUCAUCUGGUACCAGUCUACCACAGAAAUUCCCGGGAAUGUGUUGAAGCCACCUUCACUCUCACUAAUGCUGCUCCACAAAACUCCUCUUUUAACUGCGGUCAAUGGAGGGUACUAGAAAAAAACAUUUCAAACAAUCUAACAGGACAAUGUCUAGAAAUGUAUUCUGUUUUCAUAGUAACAGGGGUGGUACCAGGUCCUACAAAGAUUUCGGACAACAAAGUGAAUGUGCCUAGUCAUUUCUGGACUGCAUUCUGCUGCUUAGACCAGAAUAACAAAUGUAAAUUCUCAAGAGGGUUUAUUGGAGUGAAUGAUAACAAGAACAUCACUCCCCUGAACAUAACUGUGAAUGCUUUAAACGAAAGGUUGGCAGAGCUUUAUGAAGUCGAAUCUUUUAAGGUGUUUGAUAGCUCUACUGAACCAUGAGCAAAGAACUGAAAAUAUAGAGAAUUCAGAAUAACUCCUUAUUGAGCUAUUGUAAGAGAAAUUUUACCAAAUGUUUUCUUUUUCAUUUUUUUCUGACAAUGAUUGUAAUUAUCAGCAGAAUCACAAUGAGAAAUAAAGAAACUCAAUUUUUACAUAUAAUUCUCUUAAUCAGAGACAAUUAUGGUGUGUAUAAAUGAAGGUCAUCAUAUAUUACACUAAUAUGGAAUAAAGAUUGAUAUUUUGAUGGAAA